Molecule: messenger RNA, 895 nt
Organism: Pyrenophora tritici-repentis Pt-1C-BFP
Lineage: Eukaryota; Fungi; Ascomycota; Dothideomycetes; Pleosporales; Pleosporaceae
Product: Periplasmic protein TonB
Source: RefSeq, a predicted model, not a curated record
AAGCAUCAGUUAAGCAGUUGAAGUAACUACUCUACCACUACUACUAUUACUACUACUGUUAUUACUACUGUUACUACUACUAUUCACGACCUACCUCAACACUACAACAACAAACACCACAACAACCACAACAAUGCCAAACUACCUCAACUCCAUGGCCGCCCGAGCAAAGGCCCACCACGAGAGCCUAAACGCCGCCUACAACACCUACUACGGCGGCUCAUCAACCACAACCUCUCCCUCGACCUCCCUCAACGCCUCCCGCAACACGUCCGUCACCUCCACAAAAGCCGGCUCCACGAACGCCUCCAAGGCCUGGAAGGCACUCAAGCAACACCACCAUGAAAUGAAUGCUGCUUUCGCUGCCUACUACAGCCCCGGCCACACCCCUUCCACAUCCCGCAACUCAAGCACUACGUCCAGCCCCCGCCACAGCGGUGAGGCACCCCGGAAGAGCGUGCAGACCCAUGUCUCUGUCACUGCUGCUGGAGACGAGCAGAAGCCAAGGAACUACCAGAAGGUGUGGAAGGCGCUCAAGACCAAGGUCGUGGACCACCACAGGAGUGUUAACGCUGCUUACCAGCAGACUUAUGGUGCACACAGGAGGUGGUGAGAUGGGUUCCUUUUUUGAAGAAGAGAAGAAGAGGUUGAAAGAUGUAAUGGAAGGGAUUUAGGAAUGUGGAGAAAAAAGUGAGGACAAAAGUGACUUUUUGGGUGCGAUAUACCAGUUUUUUAGGGGGGAAAUAGAUGGAUAAUGGGCGUUUUUUGGACAACAAAAGUUUUUGCUUGGUGGGAGUUUUGAAUGGGGGGAGAAGGGGUAAUACUAGAGUUAUUAGGGAUGCAAGAGUUGAUAAUAGUAUAUUCUGCUAUAAAGACAUUGACUUUGCACUUGUGA